ACUAUAAGAUAUCAUAGAUCAAUGGGUAUAUUAUGUAUACCAUUAACAAUGGUAUGGUGGACAUACCAUAAUAAGUAUAAGCAGCCAUUGUCUGCCAAAACAGACAAUCUGUAUCUGUGUCUUAGAUCGGCGAUGCUUAUGGUGGACAACAAUGGACAACACACGGCCGAUAAUGGCCUGGAUAUGAUUGAUAUGAAAAAACGUUGCAUACAAUCGACGGCUCAUAUAUUAAGACCGGUACUCGAAAAUUAUCUGUUUAGUAACGGUAUGGGUAGCGGUGUUUUUGUGGACAACGUGAACAACAAUAGUAGUCGUCUAGUGUUAACCUGUUAUCAUGUGGUCAGACAGAGUCCGUUAGUUUGGGUUCGCAGUUGUAAUAGCUAUCAGAAUAAUCGGUCGGUACUGUUGACACCGCCUCUGGAGGCCGACCUCCUAUAUGUUGAACCACAUUUGGAUUUGGCAUUAAUACGUAUACAGGAAAUACCGUCACUGUUGUACACUCGGUCGACACCGAUGCCCUGGACUACCGAUUCGGGUUCGGGUAGUAGUAGUACCGAAUUUGGUCAGCCAGUAUCUAUGUUAGGCAAUGGCAAUACUAUAUUGUUUGCACUGCACCCGGAUAUGCCGGUAAUAACACACAAUACGGUCAAUGUUCCCGGUUUUUCUGGUAGUCCACUAAUCGAUACCGAUGGCCGACUGUGCGGCCUUACUUGGGGUGGUAUUAUAAAACGUGGUAUUAUUACCUGUGCUGUUGACUAUAAAACAUUAAAAGAGUUUAUCACCAGAGCAUUGACUUAUGAAACAAAUGGCAUAAAACAUAAUCGUCUGACGGAACGGUAUGAACUGGACAUACGAUCCGAUAGUCAACUAUUGGGUUUGAUUUUAUCGACAAAACCAUUUUCGGGUAGUUUUAUUGUCCGAUCGGUUUUGCCCACUGUCUCUGAUGAAGCAAAAAGUAUUAUCGGCGCACGUGUUUUGAGAGUUUUUGGACACGAGUUGGACAGUAUGGAUGUCCUACGAUUGGCUAUCGAUACUAAUCCGGUAAUCAAAUUGUGGAUCGGAUUACCCACUGAUGAUGACAGUAGUGGUAGUAGUACUAGUAGUGGUAGUCGAGGGACAGUUAGAAAUGAUGACAGCAUCAGCACUGUUAACAUCAAUACUAUAGCACCCGUCGAUUAUCAAGGCUUUAGGAUUAAACCAUUAGUUAUUUGA
Messenger RNA from Oppia nitens, 1212 nucleotides. RefSeq lists its product as uncharacterized. The transcript has 5 exons. Bases 22 to 1212 code for a protein of 396 amino acids. The record is from RefSeq and is a predicted model, not a curated record. NCBI's taxonomy places the organism in Eukaryota, Metazoa, Arthropoda, Arachnida, Sarcoptiformes, Oppiidae.